Molecule: messenger RNA, 2165 nt
Organism: Daldinia caldariorum
Lineage: Eukaryota; Fungi; Ascomycota; Sordariomycetes; Xylariales; Hypoxylaceae
Product: general substrate transporter
Exons: 7
Coding region: 111-1778 (555 amino acids)
Biological process (GO): carbohydrate transport; transmembrane transport
Cellular component (GO): membrane
Molecular function (GO): carbohydrate:proton symporter activity
Source: RefSeq, a predicted model, not a curated record
GGCCCCCGUAAAUCUCUUAACCGUCUGCCGUCUGCCGUCUGGGGUAUGCGGGGGUAGCCAGGGGGUUAUGUCAAUUCUGGAUGUCGGCAAUGUGAAUCUGUUUCGUUGGAAUGCGAAUUGGCUUUCUGUGUGCUAAGGAAUUCUUCAAGAGACAGCCUGUCCGCUGUCUGGAACCUCGUCAUUCUCUUUCUCUGCGUCACUGCGUUAGCGAGACAUAUACCUCCGCAAUUAUGGUUGCCGCAGCUAUCUCAGCAAACCCGCUGCAGCUAGAUAUCCGCAGCCAUACAAAAUGUCUUGCAAUCUGUUUUAUUGUCACAGUUUCAAGUUUUCAAUAUGGCCUUGACUAUGCUCUCGUCGGUGGCUUCAUGGCCAUGCCUGGUUUCCUAAAGGUCUUUGGCUAUUACGAUGAAUCGGCUGACAAGUGGGCAAUCGACCCGACUGUCCAACAGCUUAUAUCCUCUUUAAUGACGAUUGGAACGUUCGUGGGUUCGCUUUCGGUUGGCCCGUUCAGCUCCAAGUUCGGGCGACGACAAGGAUUAUGGACGGCAUCUGUUUUGAACUAUAUCGCUACGGCUAUAAUGAUCGGAACGACAAAUCUUGGCGCACUUUAUCUUGCCCGUUUCGUUCUCGGAAUCUCGGUAGGCUGGUUCCUCACGUUCGCACAAGUUUACAUCAAUGAAGCUGCUCCCGCCCAUCUCCGAGGUAUCGCUUUCGCCGUGUAUCAGAGCCAGCUCUCCAUAGGAUCCAUCGUGGGAGCAGCCAUAGAUUAUGGCACGCACACUAUGCUCGACAAGGAGGCCUAUAGAAUACCACUUGCCAUUUUCUUCGUUGCUCCGACCAUCCAGUCGAUCGCCAUGCUUUUCUUCCCCGAAAGCCCACGUUGGCUCAUGACGCAAGGAAAAGAAGUCGAAGCUGAAUCAGCGCUUCGAAGACUUCGAAACAAGAAUAUUAAAGAGAAGGAAUUCCAAGCCGAGUUCGAAGAAAUCCGAAUCUCCACAGCAGCGCAAUCAGGCCAGUUUCAGGGGAAGCACCUGUGGGUCGAGAUGUGGAAGGGUACUAAUCGGCGUCGAUCCCUCCUUUCUAUCGCUGUUAUUUGCUUUCACUGUGCUAAUGGCUCUUCUUGGCUAAAUAUUUAUACGACUUACUUUCUCACUGUUGCUGGUGUACAAGAAGCAUUUUCAUACUCCACCAUGAUAACAUGUAUGGGACUUGUCGGCGUCCUGGCUAGCCUCUUUGUUGUCCGUCAUAUUGACCGUCGUGUCAUCCUUCUCAUCGGAGUAGCAGCGUGCGGCUUUUGCCAACUUGCAUUUGCGGUCGCCUGGACUGUAGCCCCACGGACUGUGGUAACUGCAAAGGCAGUUGUCGCUUUUAUCGCACUAUUUAUAUUCUUUUAUGUUGCCUACGCUCCGUAUGCUUGGCUCCUAGGAGGUGAAUUGCCUAGCAACCACCUCCGAGCCCAUACGUACGGCGUAGCUACUGCGCUCAACUUCCUUGGUAACUGGCUUGGUGUCUUUACGGCGCCAUAUUUCAUUAACCCGGCCAGUCUUGGAUGGAGUGCCAAAUACGGAUAUAUCUGGUUCGGAUCUAACGUUGUGGUGUUUCUUUUUACUUGGGCCUUUAUGCCAGAGACACGUGACCGAACCUUGGAAGAAAUAAACGAGAUAUUUGAAGCUAAGGUCCCAGCCCGAAAGUUCAAGAGAUAUAUAUGCACAGGCACAGAAGCUGUGAGAACAGCUGUCAUCGAGGAGAAGAACAGAAGCACAUCUCAUGUGGAGUAAGUAACUCGGGAAGUUGUAUGGAGUUGAUGAGGUUGAUUUAGAGAGAAUUUACGAUAUUUGCAAUAGUUUGCUUUCUUUGGGGGAAAACGAAUAGGGGCUCUAUUGGGGCAGCCCGCCUUGGCUUUCAAUGACUAUCGUAUCAAAGCCAAGAGCAAGGAGUUCCGACCACGGUAGCAAACUAGAUUCUUUCAAAAUUAGCAAUGAAGAAGUAAGUACCUGCCCAGGGUAAACAUUUUUUGAUUCUGAUUCUUGUAGGUGCUUUGGGGUUGGCGUUCUGCGUACUGGUUCAAAAUCACUUGUGUCAUACCUCUUUUGUUCUUCCGGCCCACCAGGUGUAAUACUGAUUGUAAUUUACGGCUUCUAUGUCUAAAUAGACUCAUCACUGAG